AUGACGGAGCACUAUGAGGGAUGUUAUAUCUGGGAUCUUGGAUUAAUAUACCGUGACCCCUUGGUUGCCUUUGCCCUGGCCGAUGAUCCCAUAGUGCAUUUGUUCUCGAAGUGCCCGGCGAGUGACUUGGACACACCUACUCUCCAUCUGACCGCCGACGUCCCGGCCUACGCCUUGGCCAGGUGCAGGAAUGGGGACAAAACUUUGACCGUCGUAGACCCAGUUAACUGGGAAGUGGAUGGCUCCUUCAGUCAGUCCUACGUGGGGACAGCAUGCCAGUUUUACAAAAAGGAAGGUAUUCGAACGUACACGGUGGACGUAGAAGUGGGCUGGGGAGAACGGGACGCCCAGAUCAUACAAGAGCGCAAAAUCCACACCAUUUCGUGUGCCUACGAUGCCCACGGCAAGGCCGUUUCCAAGACUGAAACCAUUGCGGACUGGUUCCUGAACCCAUGGGAGAAGCAAACUCUUCUUGGUGGUAACUCGUCUGCUACUUUCACCCUGAAGGUCAUGGAUGCACUAGGACAAGAGGUCACCGGAGAUCACAUCUCCAUUGGCAGGAAAAUACAACUUGUUGCUUGGGAUACUUCAGGCCGAUUGAAUUCGUUCCGUGCCCUCAGCUGCGCCGCGGUGAAUUCCCAAAGUAGAUAUAACAUCCUGAGAGCUGGGAUUCCUGCGUUGUGGAAUUCGGGAAAGCAUCCGGCCCUAAAAGAUCCAUACCAGUUUUUUCUGUAA
This is a messenger RNA of Liolophura sinensis, 735 nucleotides long. RefSeq lists its product as uncharacterized. The record is from RefSeq and is a predicted model, not a curated record. NCBI's taxonomy places the organism in Eukaryota, Metazoa, Mollusca, Polyplacophora, Chitonida, Chitonidae. The coding region runs from base 1 to 735 and encodes 244 amino acids. The transcript has 8 exons.